AUGGAGUCGCUACACAGUGAGUUCUCAUCCCCAUAUACCAUCACGGUACCCACUAGGGUGGGGAACUUGCACUCAAUUGCAUCUCAACCCAUCUACAACCGAGAUGUCAAAUCAACAAAUAUAUUGUUGGAUGAAAAGUACAGGGCAAAAUUAGCUGAUUUUGGAGCCUCUAGGAUAGUUUCUGUUGAAGCUACUCACCUCACCACAGUAGUUCAAGGAACUUUUGGAUACUUGGACCCUGAAUAUUUUCAUACUAGUCAAUUCACAGAAAAGAGUGAUGUCUAUAGCUUUGGAGUGGUUCUUGCUGAACUUUUAACUGGUCAGAAGGCAGUGUCCUUUGCAAGAUCCGGGGAAUCCAAGAAUUUAGCUUCAUAUUUUGUUCAGUGCAUGGAGGAUAAUAGUCUUUUUGACAUUGUUGACAAAAGAAUCACAAAGGAUGGGAAAAGAGAACAUGUCAUAGCAGUUGCUAAUCUUGUGAAGAGAUGCUUAGAGUUGAAUGGGAGAAAACGACCAACUAUGAAAGAAGUCACAUUAGAAUUGGAAGAGAUCCGGAAAUUGGAGAGGAAGUCUAGUAAUGCAGAACAAAAUCAUGAAGAAGUUGAGGUUGUUGGAAUUGAAGACUACCAACAACCUUGGACCGGAUAUUCUACAACAUCAAAUUCAUUUCCAACUCUAAGCAGCGGAACACUCUCUCCAAACUCUGGGACUAUGCAUAUUGUUGCAUUAGAAUAA
This is a messenger RNA of Lotus japonicus, 732 nucleotides long. Its product is annotated as wall-associated receptor kinase-like 10. Gene Ontology annotation, cellular component: plasma membrane. The transcript is spliced from 2 exons. Bases 1 to 732 code for a protein of 243 amino acids. The record is from RefSeq and is a predicted model, not a curated record. Gene Ontology annotation, biological process: protein phosphorylation; cell surface receptor signaling pathway. Gene Ontology annotation, molecular function: protein serine/threonine kinase activity; ATP binding. Lineage: Eukaryota; Viridiplantae; Streptophyta; Magnoliopsida; Fabales; Fabaceae.